AUGGCUAAGAACGAUAUCGAUAUUCAACCACCAACCCUCGAUCCAAAAGUUACCGGCCCAAGUACUCCUGUCCCUGUAUACGUACCGGAAUAUCCUUUGGUUGGGGAAACCGAGAUUCCAAAAUUCCUCAGCGCUCAACUUCUUACUCAAGAUUUAAACGAAAUCUCCCCAUGGCUAUUGCUCUUCCAAACGCCAAGCUCCAAUAUCUCGCCCCUUCAUCAUCAAAUUGUCCGUCAACGGGAGAUUGUAAUAACAGAAAAGAUGGGGUUGCAUCUACUCUGGCACAAAAACAGAAUUUUUAUUAAGCCGUUGCCUUCGUAUCUUCUUGACGAUAAGUUCCGAGAAAAGUAUGUGGAUAGUGACCCAAGCCUAAAAUUAGCUGUUGGCGGGUUCCUUCAUUCAUAUACAUGCUUGAUUCAAAGUCCAUCCGACAUGGAUAUCGCCGUCGAAAAAAAGCUACUGCCAAAAGGGGCGAUCAAUGAACCGGAUAAACUUUUCACGCUUUUGAAGCGUUAUAAAGGGCUACCGGAUGAAAUGAUGUCCCCUCGAUUCCAGUACGGCGAACUUCAACUCAGCAGGAUAAACUUCUUCAUCAAGAUAUUCCGCCUCCAGCCAGGUUACCAUGAGGUUCAUGGCCAAUAUAGAACUUAUUUCGGCCGCUUUAUGGGACCAUUCCUCUUCAUUUUUGGAACAGUCAGUGUAAUUCUAUCUGCCAUGCAGGUUAUUCUAGCAGCUACGCAAGAUUAUUCCGCCUCGCGGACUUCGCCACGUUUAUUCGAAAUCUUCUCGAAAUGGUUUUCCGUAAUUUGUAUUGGAAUUGUUGUCGCUAUGAUCUUUAUGUUAGGCGCGUUGUUCAUCGGUAUGGCGUUUCAUCAGGGUGCAUUUGUUCUGAUUCACGGAAUAAGUAGAUGGGGAAGGAAGUGUAAGAGAGAGCUGCACGGUGCUUGA
Molecule: messenger RNA, 948 nt
Organism: Morchella sextelata
Lineage: Eukaryota; Fungi; Ascomycota; Pezizomycetes; Pezizales; Morchellaceae
Exons: 1
Coding region: 1-948 (315 amino acids)
Source: RefSeq, a predicted model, not a curated record